Messenger RNA from Malassezia vespertilionis, 669 nucleotides. RefSeq lists its product as uncharacterized. The transcript is spliced from 2 exons. Lineage: Eukaryota; Fungi; Basidiomycota; Malasseziomycetes; Malasseziales; Malasseziaceae. The record is from RefSeq and is a predicted model, not a curated record. The coding region runs from base 1 to 669 and encodes 222 amino acids. Gene Ontology annotation, cellular component: endoplasmic reticulum membrane; endoplasmic reticulum. Gene Ontology annotation, biological process: 'de novo' protein folding.
AUGGUGUAUGCGGAGAUUGCGGAGUACAAGCCGCUUUCGCGCGACCUGCGCGGGACAUGGAGCAGCGGGUCUCAACAAGUUUUGACUGGUGCGGACAGGAAUGACAAUGUGCGUUUUCAUUCAAGCAGCAAAGCUAACAACCAGAUGUUUUAUAAUCCGUACAGAAAGCAGUUUACUGUACCUAGAUCUGCCGGUAUUUCGUACAGCUUUCUUCCGUCCAACGGCAGUGAUAAUGAGGGAUUCUUUGAAGAAGCGCGUUUCCAAUACCAAUCGGACAGCCAAAAUCCUCACUGUUUUUCUGCGCAACUGAUUUGGUUGCAUGGCAGGUACAAGUACGGACGCAACAAUCUGGCUACUGAUAUGACGCUUUCCGCGUAUCCCGGCGACAGUAUGAUUCAAACCAUCACCAAUCCCGAAUGCACCGGUGGAAAAAGUGUGGAGACUGAUGUGUACACGUUGGAUAAAAAUCAGGAAUACAUUAAGAAUUUUACAACCUUUAUCGAAAAUGACGCGCCUUACCCACAACCAGGAAGUAACACAAAGGCAAUGUGGGGACUGCAAAUGUACCAAUUUGACGGCGCACCGCUGGCCAAGAUGUAUUUAAAGUACGAUCCUCCUCAAAUGCUUCCUACCGAACAAAUGUUUGUGCAAGUGAUCGGCGUGAACUAA